Penicillium verrucosum is the source of this 831-nucleotide messenger RNA. RefSeq lists its product as uncharacterized. The transcript has a single exon. NCBI's taxonomy places the organism in Eukaryota, Fungi, Ascomycota, Eurotiomycetes, Eurotiales, Aspergillaceae. The coding region runs from base 1 to 831 and encodes 276 amino acids. The record is from RefSeq and is a predicted model, not a curated record.
AUGCAAUCUGCGGGCAACCCGACUCAACCAGGAAUUGACUUGGCCCUGCCAAAAGAGAAAACUCAAGAGGAAAUUAAUAUUGAAAAGAGCGGAGAUAUCGAUGCUCUUCAACGGUAUCGGCGGAACGUCGUUAUGGGAGGGCCGGGCUAUAUGAAUCUUGGUCGAGCGGUUGAGCUUCUCCGGAUAGAACAAGACCUUCGAAGCACUGCCCAAGAAGAGCAAUGCCUCUCUAAGAAAGGCGAAGUUACAGACAGACGGCCAUUAGAUUGGCGUGAUAUACAGGCCGAGCUCCAGACUUUGAAUAAGAGGUAUUGGUUGCUAGAACGCCAGUGGUGGGAAACUCGAAACUCAUUUAUGGAGGGGCCUCUGAUACGAGCAUUUGACCUAUGGCGAUCACAUCCUCUAUGGUAUAUGCAUCGAGUUCUGCUCGAGGAUUGCGUGAGGAGGGGAGGAUGCUGUGGCCGGAGCUGUGGAUGUUGCGUAGAUCGCAAUAUUGAUAAGACAAGGCAGCUUGGAGCUGGACAUUGUACUAUGGAAUGUGGAUGUUGUCGUCAAAGUCGGGGAUUUGAUCUUACUGAAGAUGAAAAGAUGAAAUUGCUUAAGGAUUUUCAUGCCCUAGAUGACAAUAGUCCUUACCGUGAGACGAUCAAUCGAGUUUCAAUAUACGGGUUAUGUCUUGAUAGUCAUGACAGCCCCUUCGAUCUGAUUAUAGCUCCCCCGGGAUGCGAGAGGGGGGUUUCAAAAGAGCGGAUGGCAACAGCCAAGGACGAAUCAGAUGAGCUAUUCAUGCUUGGUGAUGAAGAGGACUGGGAAGAAGUUGUGGUACCUUAA